GGUGCACACUUUGGCUGAGGAAAAAUCUCUGAAAAUCAUGAGAGUCAUAUGGAUGAUCUUUGCGCUGCUACUAAAUAUUCUGCAGUGCAUGGCAUCAGACGAUUCACCAUUCAAGCUUAACAACAAAGCUGGUUUUUGCUUGGUUAAACAUGAUUCUAUUUGCCAAGAAAUACGCUGGACAACUGCUGAACGAUUGCUGGUACCUGGGAAAAAUAAAUGCCUGGGAGUCGAGGGAGACACUGUGGGGAGCAAAGUAACCUUUUAUGACUGUGAUGAAACAAGUAAAUACCAAAAGUGGGAAUGUAAGAAUGAAACGCUGCUCGCCCUCCAAGGCCAGGAGCUUUAUGUUGAGCUCAAAGCUGACAGUACAGCCGUACUAUCGAGAGCAACUGGACCCAACUCUCAGCUCACAAUCUCAGGGACUCACAGUGGACCAUGCACUAGAACACAUAGAGAACUUUUCACUAUUGAAGGAAAUGCCGCAGGAAGGCCUUGCAUGUUCCCUUUCUAUUAUAAUAACCAGUGGUACUCAGACUGCACUUCAGAAGAGCGUCCUUGGUGUGCUGUUGAAACUAAAUACGAACAUGAGAUGUGGGGGUACUGCCCAACAAACACUAAGGACAAGUGGAUCAGACAUCCAACAAAUGGAGCAGUUUAUCAGCUGAACACAAACUCUGCUUUGACAUGGUGGGAGGCUGAAAAAAGUUGUAAGCAACAGAGUGCCUCCUUGCUCAGCAUCACAGAUCCUAAUGAGCAGGCUUAUAUCACAGCUUUACUCGAGCCAGGAGGUAUCCACCAAGGAUACAAACUUUGGACUGGGUUAACCUUGGAUUCUGAAAAUGGCUGGAAAUGGACCAAUGGGAGCCCAUUUCGUUACUUAAAUUGGGAUUCAGGACAUCCACUUACCAAUGCAGCAUUUAGCUGUGGGUUGAUGGAUGGUGCUUUAAGAUACUCAUGGCAAAGUUCAAAAUGCAACAAGAAACUGGGCUACAUUUGCUACAGUGAAGGAGUUCUACCUUCUCCAACUGAGGGUCUUGACAUGGGAUUCUGUUCAACACCAUGGAUUCCAUACAAUGGUCAUUGCUUCCGUCUUGACCGCACUGGAAAAAGCUGGUCUGAUGCUCAACAAACCUGUCGUAAGGAGGGAGGAGACUUAGCGAGUAUCCGAAACACAGAGGACCAGAGUUUUGUUAUCUCUCAGCUUGGAUAUGCCCCAACUGACGAGCUUUGGAUUGGACUUAAUGACAUAAAAAGAGAAAGGUUGUUUGACUGGACUGACCACAGCAAAGUUAGCUUCACCAGCUGGGAGUUUGGAAGACCAGCUGCUGCAUCAGAUCAUGAAGACUGUGUUCUGAUUAGGGGAGAGAGUGGAAACUGGGCUGAUCGGGACUGUAAGGAGAAACAUGGCUUUGUUUGUAUGAAAACCAGUGCUUCUGAACCCUCUGAAGAAGAAGGACAGCAGGAUACAGGGUGCAAAGUUGGUUGGAGAAGGUAUGGCUCCUACUGUUACUUCACCGGCACUCAGAGAAAGACAUUUGGAGAGGCAAAAGAAGACUGCCAGAGAUCAAACUCGUAUUUAACUGAUGUUUCAACCAGGGUGGACAACGCGUUUCUAGUCAGCUUGGUGGGUCUGAGACCGGAGAAACAUUUCUGGUUAGGGCUUUCAAACCAGAAAAACCAAGAAGUUUUUGAGUGGACCAAUGAGAGACCAGUCAGAUAUACUCACUGGAACAGUGAAAUGCCAGGCCACAACCAGGGUUGUGUCGCAAUGGCAACUGGUAGUUCUGCGGGCCUCUGGGAUGUUUUGUCUUGUGCCAAUAGAGAGAAGUACAUCUGUAAAUAUCUGGCAGAGGGGGCAAAUGAGACUCUUGCAACACCAACUGUUCCCUCUGUCCAGUGUGCAGCCGAAUGGACCAAAGUAAAAUCAAGACAAGUCUGCUAUAAGAUAUUUGAGACGGCAGAGGGUAAGACCUGGUUUGAGGCUCAGAAAUACUGCAGAGCAAUUGGAGGAGAUCUAAUAAGCUUCCACAGUGCUGCUGAGCAACAACUGGAGAGACAGGAGUACAGCAGAUAUAGCAACCUCUGGAUUGGACUCAGUGCCCCUGACCAGGACACUGGCUAUGUUUGGAGUGACGGUUCUCCAGUAAACUUUCAACACUGGCAAAGUGGAGAGCCAAACAACAAAAACAAAGUUGAAUCUUGUGUUGAAUUUUAUCAACGUCAUUGGGACCAAAGUGGAUCUUGGAAUGAUAAUCAAUGCGAGGGAUAUAAAGGCUGGAUUUGUCAGAUCCCUACAGGAGUCACUCCAAAGUCACCUCCACCCCCUCCGACCCCAGAUUAUAACCGUACCUCAGAUGGGUGGCUGGAAUGGAAUGGAAAUCAGUACUUUAUUGAAACAAAAACAAUGGCCAAUGAAGAUGCUCGACAAUCCUGCAAAGAGAAGCAUGGUGACCUUGUAACCAUUGACAGUGAAGCAGAGCGUAUUUUUCUGUGGAAACAGAUAUCCAAAAAGUGGGGUUCCUUUUGGAUUGGUCUGACGGUGGAUCUUGACAAAUCAUUUCAAUGGAUGGAUGGCUCUCCAGUCAUUUUUCAAAUGUGGGAUGUUGACGAACCCAGUUUCAAAAACUCUGAUGAAAACUGUGUUGUUAUGAGGACAUUCCAUGGGUUCUGGCAUGAUUAUAACUGUGGAUAUGAACAUAAAUCUAUUUGUAAGCGCAGUGGCUCACCUCAUGUCAAUGCUACUGUGGCCCCGACAAUGCCUAAAAAUGGCAGCUGCCAAACUGGUUGGAAAAAGAUGAACUAUAAGUGCUACAAGAUCAUAAAAAACCAAAACCUAACAUGGCAUGCAGCUAGGCAAGAAUGCCAAGACAUGAAUGGAAACCUGGCCUCCAUAUCCUCAAGACAUGAGCAAGUGUAUUUAAUGUCUGAAAUGGUCAGCACUCCAACUACAGACCUGUGGAUUGGUUUUCAUAAUUCCUACAAAGAGGGAUUUUUUUGGACUGAUGGACGGCCAAAGAAAUACAUCAACCUCAAAUUUCCUGAACGUUCUAGAUUUCCACCCCAUUUACGCUAUCGGGUACGAGAUCGAUAUACACUCUUACGUCACAGAGACCCUUUUAUGGACUAUGAAGAUCAGGAUGUAGAAUGCGCAGUGAUCAACACUAAUCCUUCACUUGGUAUUGGAAAAUGGAUACCCAAGUCAUGCAAUGACACCAAUGGAUUUGUAUGUCUAAAAGAUGUUGAACCAAAUCUACAGGAUCCCUCUGAACCAACAACCCUUGACGACUACUUCAAAAUAAUUAAUGACUCCAUCAAUCUUGUUCCUCAGCAAAUGAACUGGGAUGCAGCUCAGAAGAACUGUGAGGCUGAUGGUGCCAAGCUGGCUAGCAUUCGAACUGAGUGGACACAGGCCUACAUUGAGCUGCUGGCUUUGAAUCUCAAUCGUCCUCUAUGGAUUGGACUCAACAAAGCCCUGACUAAUAACUACUUCAGAUACACUGAAGGCUGGCCAAUGACAUCUGCAUACUGGGGUCCAAGAGAACCACGUAGAGAAGGAAAUUGUGUCUAUGUUGAUGUAGAUGGAAAAUGGAAAGCUGAUAACUGCAAUCGGAACAUAAGCAGCGUUUGCAUGAAGUCCACAGACACACCACCAAAAGAUGACACAAAGGACUAUCCCGGAAUUUGUCCAGAGGACCCAGAUCAAGGUACCUCUCUGCGGCGCAAUUUCUGGAAACCUUACAGAGGUUUCUGUUACUUAUUUUUCUCUGAUGAGAAAGAGUGGCCAGAUGCAUCUACCAGCUGUUUAGCACAUGGUGGAGUUCUUGCCAGCAUCGCAGACCCCCAUGAACAGGAAUUCAUACAAAGCAACAUUGGAACAUUUAAAGACACGCACACAUCAUACUGGAUCGGGCUAUUCAAAACUCAUAAAGGAGAAUGGCUGUGGUCGGAUAAAACAGUUAUGGAUUAUUCCAACUGGCAAAGUGGUCAACCUCGUGAUAAUCCCUAUGGUUCGAUUAGUGCAUCGGAUGGGUCCUGGUCUACAGGGCAUCGGUGGCAUGAUAAGGCAUACAUUUGCAAAACUGCUAAAGUAUUACCACCAGUGUCAUCAUCAGUACCAAGUGUUGACAAACCUCUUGAAGGUCGGGUUCACCCAGGUUUAAUAGCUGCGCUAGUCAUUGCUGGGACUGCAGUGGUAGCUGGCUUUGCCCUCUUCCUGUUCAAGAAGUCUGGCCGUCAUAUAGCACCCAUAUCACUCCCUGGAGGCUUAACUGCCUUUGACAACCCACUUUUUAGGAACACCGGGUUGCAGCCAGAUUUGGUAGAUCGUAAAAAACUGGUGGGGGAUGCAGAUGAAGAUAAUACUCAGCCUGUGAUAACUAUAUAAUUAAAGAAUAGAAAAAUAGUAAGAACAUACAUAACAAUAACAUGUAGCAUUGCUAAAACUGUUGCAAUUUCUGUAAAUGUUUUUAUGGAAA
Molecule: messenger RNA, 4475 nt
Organism: Cyprinodon tularosa
Lineage: Eukaryota; Metazoa; Chordata; Actinopteri; Cyprinodontiformes; Cyprinodontidae
Product: macrophage mannose receptor 1-like
Exons: 33
Coding region: 38-4384 (1448 amino acids)
Molecular function (GO): signaling receptor activity
Source: RefSeq, a predicted model, not a curated record